CCUUCUCACCCCUACCUGCUGAGUAAACUUUUCUCCCACCUCUCACAGGCCAUGGAUUCAUCAAUUGUCCUCUUCCUGGCUGUGCUGGCUCUUCUCCCUGAGCAGACACACGAUCACCAGAUUGAUGUGGUCACAGCCCAGCGGAUGAAGGAGCGUGAGGAAUUUCUGCAUCAUCAGAUGACACGGCUGUGGGAGGAUGUUGAGCGGAUCAGGACCUUGGAAGAAGACUCCCUCCUUUUCCUGUUGCAGCACUGGCUCUUUUGGGCAGUUGCAGUAGCUGAGCUCGCUGUGCUCUGCUGGCUGGCCUGGCAAAUGAAGGUUGCCUCUCACAGCUGCCGUGAGCAGGAUAGCUCUAGCAGUGAGAAGCAGGAGGAAGACAAGGACGAGGAGGAAGCAGACCUCAGUGAAGCACACAGAUUUAUGCUCAGGCCCACCCUGUCACCAACACAGGAAGUGCCCGACCUGUGCAGGAAUCUGAAGCAUCUCGUCCAUGAUCUCCUGUUUAUCAGCCGAGAGUUUUCCCAGAGGACUUCCAUGCCAGAGAUGUACCCAGGCAUUGGGGUGGACGGCUCUCUUGAAUCCUGGAGUGUUAACCCCCAGUAUCGAAUCUUUUACCAGCUGGUUGUGGUCCUGCGGCCACCCUGUGGGCACUCCUUCAUCGUGGAGCGAGACGCCACGCAGCCAGAGAGGUGCUCUGAUAUACAUGUGAAGCUGGAGUGCACGUGCUCAAGUGAGCACAGGAUGGAAUACAACUUGUGUUUUCUCCAUCCCGCUGACAAACGGCUACCACUGGAUCAGAGGUCACCUCUCCUACGCACCCUCUGCAUAGGGUCCUACUUAAAUGUGGAGAAAACCGCCCGCUGGGCACAGAAUUUGCUGAAAACAGCUUGGUGGCGUUUGCCUCAGUGGCCCCGCCGCCAUCUAUGGGUGAUGCACUCCUCCUGGACCUGCAGGUUCCUCGUGAUCAGCCCCUCUGAGAGGCAAACCUGCACAGAGAUGUAUUUUGUAGUGCAGCAAGGCAGCCCAGGCAACUACCUGGUCCUGCAGUAGGCAGUGGUCAGCUUUCCCACUCUGCUGCUUUAGGCUACUCUGUAUAGUCAGUUUAGGGGUGCAUCUACUGCAUGUAUUCACCACAGAGCCACCUGCUCUGCCCCCUUCCCUUCCCCGCUACCCUGGUGGAAUGGGGAUGAGACUCCAAAGUAAAACUUUAGUUAAGUUUAAUAGUAAUAAGUUUAGUUAUAGGUUUAUAAUAUUAGGAAUAAGUAGAAUGUUCUCACAAAGUGUGUAGUAGUCACAGUUAGCUUAGUUAGAAGGGGAUAGAAAAGUUAUUAGUUGUGUAGUUAUCCAGUAUAAGAUAGGCAGCAAAGGGUAAAUAUGCAGUAACCUCCACUUUGAAAAUAUUGGGGACCCUCAAAGCCCCUAAUGGGCAUGUAAUGGGGCAAAUUCAGUAGGCAUCUCGGGACGUCUGUAACCCCAGAGUAUCUCAACUUUGAAGAAACAGGGAGAGACUUGCAUUUCGG
Messenger RNA from Empidonax traillii (willow flycatcher), 1520 nucleotides. RefSeq lists its product as uncharacterized. The record is from RefSeq and is a predicted model, not a curated record. NCBI's taxonomy places the organism in Eukaryota, Metazoa, Chordata, Aves, Passeriformes, Tyrannidae. The transcript has a single exon. The coding region runs from base 52 to 1050 and encodes 332 amino acids.